AAUUCGGGCCCUAGGAGGAGGAAGCAGAGAGGACCCGGCCGGGUGUUUUGUGACAAAGGCAAGGCCCCAGGUCCACUUAGAGCAAGACAGGUAGAGGAAGCCGCUAACUGGGCUCCCACAUCUCCCCACAAUAUGGAUUAUAAGUCAAGCCUCAUCCAGGAUGGGAACCCCAUGGAGAACUUGGAGAAGCAGCUGAUCUGUCCCAUCUGCCUGGAGAUGUUUACCAAGCCGGUGGUCAUCUUGCCAUGCCAGCACAACCUCUGCCGGAAGUGUGCCAACGACAUCUUCCAGGCCGCAAAUCCCUACUGGACCAACCGAAGUGGCUCAGUGUCCAUGUCCGGAGGCCGUUUCCGCUGCCCCUCCUGCCGCCAUGAGGUGAUCAUGGACCGUCACGGAGUGUAUGGCCUGCAGAGGAAUCUGCUAGUGGAGAACAUCAUUGACAUCUACAAGCAAGAAUGCUCCAGUCGGCCCCUGCAGAAGGGCAACCACCCCAUGUGCAAGGAGCACGAAGACGAGAAAAUCAACAUUUACUGCCUCACGUGCGAGGUGCCCACAUGCUCCAUGUGCAAGGUAUUUGGAGCCCACAAGGCCUGCGAGGUGGCUCCGCUGCAGAGUGUCUUCCAGGGACAAAAGACUGAACUGAGUAACUGUAUCUCCAUGCUGGUGGCAGGGAAUGACCGCGUGCAGACCAUCAUUACUCAGCUGGAGGACUCAUGUCGAGUGACCAAGGAGAACAGUCACCAGGUGAAGGAAGAGCUGAGUCAGAAAUUUGACACACUGUACGCCAUCCUGGACGAGAAGAAAAGUGAGUUGCUGCAGCAGAUCACGCAGGAGCAGGAGGAGAAGCUCAGCUUCAUCGAGGCUCUCAUCCAGCAGUAUCAGGAACAGCUCGACAAGUCCACUAAGCUGGUGGAGACGGCCAUCCAAUCCCUGGACGAACCUGGGGGGGCCACCUUUCUCUUGAGUGCCAAGCAACUCAUCAAAAGCAUUGUGGAAGCUUCCAAGGGCUGCCAGCUAGGGAAGACAGAGCAAGGCUUUGAAAACAUGGACUACUUUACUUUGAACCUAGAACACAUCGCAGACGCCCUGAGGGCCAUCAACUUUGGGACAGAUGAGGAGGAGGAAGAGUUCAAUGAAGAAGAAGAAGAUCAGGAGGAGGAAGAGCCCACAGAACGGAAGCAAGAAGGUCACCAGUAAGGAGCUGAAUGAGCGAUAGACCCUCUAGAGGCAGAGAGAAUGGGGAGGGCAGGGAUGGGCCCAGCUGCUUUGGUGCUGGUCCCGGGGUGGGAGGGGCAAUGAGGAGGUGUGUCUUCUCUCUGCUCUGGGAGCAGACUGUAGAGUAGGACCCUCACUGCUGCGUCCAGCAGCCCCUGAACCAGAAUUGGAAACGUGCUUGAAGCUACCACACAGGACACUUUUGUAUGCUGGUGCAAAACAGAAUAUUUUGUACGUUUUUAAAAUGUGAUUUUUGUAUAUACUUGUAUAUGUAUGCCAACUUGGUGCUUUUUGUAAAGGAACUUUUGUAUGAUAAUGCCUGGUCAUUGUAUGACAGGCGAUUGUCAGAAAGAGGGGAAGGAAGCCAGGUUGAUACAGCUGCCCACUUCCCUUCCUUGGCGGGAGGACUGGGUAGUUCUCACAGGGAUGAUGUACUGUAUUUCAGCGCCUAUCCCUGAUGUAUGGGGUGGUAACUGAGUUUGUGUUAUAUGUUGUUUUAAUAAAUGUACACUGCUUUCUUCCUAUUAUUCAAA
Carlito syrichta (Philippine tarsier) is the source of this 1748-nucleotide messenger RNA. It is a transcript of the gene TRIM63, whose product is annotated as tripartite motif containing 63. Bases 133 to 1197 code for a protein of 354 amino acids. NCBI's taxonomy places the organism in Eukaryota, Metazoa, Chordata, Mammalia, Primates, Tarsiidae. The transcript is spliced from 9 exons. Gene Ontology annotation, molecular function: zinc ion binding. The record is from RefSeq and is a predicted model, not a curated record.